GGGGGAAGGCGCACCGCCUUGCAGCCGCAGGCGGCGGAAGGCGGAGGAGGCGGUGGGGCGAGGACCCUGCAGCAGCUGGGCCACCCCCUCCCACCGCAGCGCCCCAGGGGCCACCCCUCGGUAGAAGGUCGUGCGAUACUGCGAGCGGCCCGGAAGGGGUUCGGGAGCGGCCCUUCCUUUGGGCUCCGGGCCAAGGGCCGCACCAGGCGGCGACCGCUCUCUGGACCGGUGGCGGCUGGGCGUCCGCGGAGGGCCCGCAGGAGCUGUCGCCGCCCGCUCCCGCUCCGCCAUGGGCGCCGCCGGCUCGUCGGCCCUGGGCCGUCUCGGCCUCCCCGCGUCGCGCCUCCCCGCGCAGCCCCGGCCCGGCUGGCUCGCGGUGACCGCGCUGGGACUGGCCGCCGUGGCGCUGGGGACCGUCGCCUGGCGCCGCGCGCGGUCCAGGCGGCGCCGGCGGCUGCAGCAGGUGGGCACCGUGGCGCAGCUCUGGAUCUACCCGGUCAAGUCCUGCAAGGGGGUGGCGGUGAGCGCGGCGGAGUGCACGGCCCUGGGGCUGCGCUGCGGCCACCUGCGGGACAGGUUUUGGCUUGUGGUCAACGAGAAGGGGAACAUGGUCACUGCUCGGCAGGAACCCCGUCUGGUCCUGAUUUCCCUGACUUGUGAGGGCGAUGCCCUGACCCUCAGUGCAGCCUACACGAAGGACCUGCUGUUGCCCAUCAAGACACCUGCCACAAAUGCCGUGUACAAGUGCAGAGUGCACGGCCUGGAGAUCGAGGGCAGGGACUGUGGGGAGGCUGCAGCCCAGUGGAUUACUAGCUUCCUGAAGACACAGCCCUACCGCCUGGUGCACUAUGAGCCUCACAUGCGACCGAGAAAUUCUCACCAAGUAAUGGAUGUGUUCCAGCCCACAGACCAGAUUGCGUACUCAGAUGCCAGCCCCUUCUUGAUUCUCUCUGAGGCAUCUUUGGCAGAUCUCAACUCCAGGCUGGAGAAGAAAGUUAAAGUGGCUAACUUCAGGCCCAAUAUCGUCAUUUCAGGGUGUGGUGUCUAUGCAGAGGAUUCUUGGGAUGAGCUUCUUAUUGGUGACGUCAUCCUGAAAAGAGUAACGGCUUGUUCCAGAUGCAUUUUAACCACGGUGGACCCAGACACUGGCGUCAUGAGCAGGAAGGAGCCGCUGGAGACCCUGAAGAGUUAUCGCCUGUGUGACCCUUCUGAGCAAAAGCUAUACGGAAAAUCGCCUCUCUUUGGGCAGUAUUUUGUUCUGGAAAACCCAGGGGCAGUCAGAGUGGGAGAUCCUGUGUACCUGCUGGGCCAGUGACAGGAAUCCUGUCCUGGAAUAUCAGAUACCUUGAAAAAAGAUAUCGUCAGAGACGCUGGGAAGCACGCCUGUGGAACCGAUACCUCAGCAUUUUCUUUGGGUCUGUGACUUCCGGUUUUUUUUGUUUGUUUGUUUUGUUUUUUUGCCUUUUAGACUUCUUUGUGCCUCAGUCCUUCCCAGGGUCCCAGUGCACAAGGCAAAGAAAUAAGUCCUUGGGAGCUUAGUAGGACAUCCGCAAGGCACUUAAAUGACAAGACGGAACACUUGAAAAUCCCUUGUUUAACUGUGAUUGUGGAAUCUGUUCCCCUUUUCCAUUCACCUAUCCAGAGGGCUAACCUCCAUCGUCUCAUUACCACUCCGGAGGAAAGAGAAGAGAAAGAGGAAGAGUGGGGAAGUGUGAAGAAUGUUCUGGAAGAAUGCAAUGGAAAUGACAUAGCUCCCCAGAUAAGGCUGGAGUGUCACAUCCCUUUUCUCCUCAAGCCCUGGACUACGUUUUGAGGAGGCAUAAAGACCCUGAUCUUCAGGAAACACUUAAGAUGUCAACCUCUUACAGAUCAUCACGGAACUGGCACUUCUGCUUCUCAGACAACGUCCACAGGAUUGGAUGGAUCCUUCAAUAGCACGCAGUGCCUCUGGGCUGUAGAACAGCAGAAAUGUCAUGGUGCAAAGUCAACCAUUGAGAACAGCCAUUGCUGGCAGACGCCGACAGGCAACACGUGAAAAGCAAGACAGACACAGACUUCCUUGUCUUGAGACAAAUGUCAAGUACAUCUCAUUAGUGAUCCAAACGUUUUUCCCAACAUAGGAGAGUGGGCGGUAGCCCCAGAGAGGGGAAGACCACCGGUUUGCUGUUGUCUGAGACGCUGUGAAAUGUUGCCCAGUGAAAUAGUGGCGCCCCUCUUGGCGGAUGAGCAAAAAGAAGCGGAAAGAUGUCGCCCCCUGGUGGUGGCGAAUGAUAGCUUAGCCCAUGCUGUGGAAAAGAUUGAAAAAGAAAGUACCUGUGAUUGGGUUUUAAUUUUCUAUCCCUGAUUUUUUUUUUUUAAGGAAGUGGGGACACCCUCCAGGUACUCUCUGCUUCUCAGCUGUAAGUAUUUGAUUUCCUAAAAGCUCUCAGGAGGGUGGCUCUGUUGUCACAAAGCCCCCUGGGAUCCUUGCUGGUCUCAUCAACUCAUGGCUGGGUGCUCCUCCUCAAAUUCAGGGUGAGAAAGUUCUGGAGUCCGUGGAUGAGAAGAAGCGUGAUUUUGUGAUUUGAAAUGGGCCGCUGAAAACCUUUCGAAGGAGAAGAGGAAAUCAUGUCAGUUCAUUAAAAACCGCUAUCUAAUCUUUCUACUUUCUAAUGAUUUAGCUCUAAGAGCUGAGGAACCAUAUCCUUCACUGCUGUUUUGUCCUUAGGAAGCUGACUAAAUCGUGAAAAAAUGUUCCCAAACGGUAAAUAAACGGAAGCUACUCUAA
Messenger RNA from Leopardus geoffroyi (Geoffroy's cat), 2767 nucleotides. It is a transcript of the gene MTARC1, whose product is annotated as mitochondrial amidoxime reducing component 1. The record is from RefSeq and is a predicted model, not a curated record. The transcript is spliced from 7 exons. Gene Ontology annotation, biological process: nitrate metabolic process. Gene Ontology annotation, cellular component: mitochondrial inner membrane. Bases 290 to 1315 code for a protein of 341 amino acids. Gene Ontology annotation, molecular function: nitrate reductase activity; molybdenum ion binding; molybdopterin cofactor binding. Lineage: Eukaryota; Metazoa; Chordata; Mammalia; Carnivora; Felidae.